Messenger RNA from Ilyonectria robusta, 2286 nucleotides. RefSeq lists its product as uncharacterized. Lineage: Eukaryota; Fungi; Ascomycota; Sordariomycetes; Hypocreales; Nectriaceae. The record is from RefSeq and is a predicted model, not a curated record. Bases 1 to 2286 code for a protein of 761 amino acids. The transcript has 3 exons.
AUGUCAAUUAUCGUACGAAUCUGCGCUGUAAUUGAACCGUCCUGGAUUUCUAUUUCUUACUCGACCCAGGGCUUUAGCAGCCAAGGCUCUGUUGAAGUUGUUCAUGGAGGCACUCGAGAUAGGCUCAUUCCGAAUGAGGUAUCUGUCAUGGGCACAGACUCGGAGUCAUCCACCACUACAGCAACAUCUGCCACCCCAGAUCCGCGCAAAGAGCUAAACGCCAUAUUCGAGAAGUACAGAGGCCUCAUCGAUAAACGAAGAAAUAUUCCGAUGAAGACCCUUAGCGCCACGCCCAUUGAUCCAGUAACUGACGUACACAAGAACAUGAUCUGGGCUAUCGGAAGCUGCCAGGCCGAGAGUCGGCGGUUGAGCGAGGAGGACGCAAAACUGAGUGCAUAUAUCGAGGCAGUAAUGUCCCAUCGAGAACAGUCCAAGUCAUACGCGAGGGUCCUGCUCGAAUCUACAGCAGCGUUGCUCUCGGGUUGCCCACAGUCUUCUCUCAUCACAGCUACAACACAGUCUCGAGAGAUGAACUCCGACGCGGGACUCCGAGGCAGCGAUAUCCAUUUUCGAUCGGCAGACAGGUCAAGAACAGUUCGUACUAGAGACAACAUUAAUAACCAGCGACCAAGCCGUGGCCGACCUCCUACAGUAGUCUCGAUGACACCCGCGCCUAAUGAAGCUACUUCAUCCGACGAAGCCAACCCGUCUGACUCUACCGAGCCUGCUGACGAAGCCAGUCUGUCCAACGAAGCAAGCCCUCUCGGCGAAGUCAUCCCUUCCGACACAGGCAGUCCAUCCGAGACACCUUAUCUGCCCGAUGGAGUACAACCUUCUGACAAGUCAUGCCACGAGGCUACUCUGUCUGACGAAGCAUAUCCGUCUGUCGUAGCGGCCACGGCAGGAUCAUGUCAGCGCCCUAGGUCACCACGGCCUCAAGUCCAAAGUAAUAAACAAGGCCCUCAGAGAUCUCGUCCGAGUCAGAAAGGACCAACGUUACUCCGUGACGCUGUCGAAAAGGCGAGUUUGACCCGACUUGAGGCACUUCAGUGCGCCUGGCAUGUUUGCUUCUUCGCACGGCAUCGGCCUGACACCGGUCCAUUUAUCAAUAAGAGUGAGGCAACCUAUCUGGACCAGCUGUGGGCAAGUGCCCAGUACUACCGCUAUCUGCGCAAGAUAUCAGACUCCCAAAAGCAUUAUGCGGCCGUUGCCGAGCGAUUCUUCCUUAUCCUCACAGCUGAGGAGUAUCACGCACGAUACGACGAGGCUGCUGCCAGUGGACUACUAGAUCAGCUAAAGAUGGCGAUCAUUGACCAUCUUUUCCCGGCAACAAUGGCAGUUGAGGCAAGAGGCGAAACGGGAGCGGACAAAGAAAAGCUGCGAUCGAAGUUGGACUACCGAAUUCGCAUGGCGGCAAGGCUAGCUGCAGCGGUCCGACAAUAUGGCUUUGGCCUCCUCAUACGUUUUCAGUUUCACAACGGACACCUCCACAAAAUCAACAACCUGGAGAUCACAGAGUUCGUUGACACCAUCGAUGUGGACCGUCCGAAUCUUAGAGAAGAUAUGUGCAACUUAUCUCUCAUCCUGCCAAAACUACUCAUGUGGGGCUCGCCGCCUUGCAAGCUGGCUAUUGAAAGGGUACCGUACGAGGACUUGAACCAGUUUGAAGACAAGCCACUUGACGACUUGUUCUCAUUCCCGGACCAGCCUAAUUACAGUUCCCCAGAGAACGUGCCGCGGCUGCCAUACAUUGCAUGCUGGCCCAGCGUAGCUGGAGAUUGUGCCGAUCAACUUGGUCAAGAGCCGCGCCGAGCCGUUGAGACACAGUAUGAGGACCCGCCGCCGCCGCCGCCGCCGUGUAGCAGGUUGCCGCAAACUCAAGUGAACAGUACGUCGCAUCAUGUGGACAUGGAACCUUUGCCGCGGCCCUUGUCAGAUGCCGAAGCUUGCGUUGAAAACCGGCCGGAAGCGUGUCUCCAUACUCAAGAGUUCGUUCAGGCUAUGCCAGAGUCGCAAACCGAGAGCGAACUGCGCAACAUGUCUAACCUUUCGAGCUCAGCUACUGGCUGGAUGACUGGGCUCGUGCAGAACUCCAGCGAUGAGUUCGAGAACCUUCAAUCAGUCACACUACUUCUAAGUAAGGCACUGGAGUGGUGUGUCAGCCCUGCAGACCUCAUCAUCAAUGGGGAAGAGCUAAGUGCUCAGGCGUUCCAAAAUGGCUACUCGCCGACUAUGGUUGAUGUUGAUGUUGAAUGGGACGAAAUGUUGAAUGGGACGAAAUGUUGA